ACGCUGCUGUCAUUUACCAGCAGGCUGGGCGCGCGCACGCUGGCUCCUGACCGCAGACGCCGAGAUCUCAUGGUGGAUUUAAAGCUCGCGGAAAGCGGAAGCCUGGCCUGCGCCGCUGCAUCAGCUGACAGGACGGGAGAGAAGAGAAAGAGAGGAAGCUGCUAGUCGGCUAGCAGCGCAGACAGCGGCUCCAGCUCCGUGGUGUGGACCGUGUUGUCGCUCCUCUCCUCCCGCUGUGAACAUGAAGUGAGGCGACAAAGCGAGGCUGACAGACAAGCCGCCACGAACCCCCACGGAGGACGGGAGGAGAGACGUCGUCCUCUGGUGGGAAAGCAGGAGGAGCUCGCCCCCGGUCGUGUCCGCCACCCCGGGUCGCCUCCAGCCCUACGGCCCCGGUCCUCCGGACGAGGCGGCGACCAUGACGACAGGCGGCUGCUGCCACCUGCCCGGCUCCCUGUGCGACUGUGCCGGCACGGCGGGUCCCUGGAAGUUUGUGGAGGAAGCGGGCGGCGACGCGUGCCAGGCGCUCUACGUGGCCCAGGUCACGGCCCUGGACGGGCGGCUGCUGUCCUCCGUGCUCAAACCCGUGAGCGCGCAAAGCGAUGGCCCCAUCUGCCGUAUUUGCCACGAGGGCGCCAGCGGCGAGGGCCUCCUGUCGCCGUGUGACUGCAACGGCACGCUGGGCACGGUGCACAAGAGCUGCCUGGAGAGGUGGCUGUCCUCGUCCAACACCAACUCCUGCGAGCUCUGCCACACCGACUUCAGCAUCGAGAGGCGACCCAGGCCCGUCACAGAGUGGCUGCAGGACCCCGGCCCUCGUAAUGAGAAGAGGACGCUGUUCUGCGACAUGGUAUGCUUCCUCUUCAUCACGCCCCUCGCCGCCAUCUCCGGCUGGCUGUGCCUGAAGGGGGCUCAGGACCACCUCCACAUGGGGAGCUGGCUGCAGGCCGUGGGCCUCAUAGCGCUCACCAUCGCCCUCUUCACCAUCUACGUCCUCUGGACUCUGGUGUCGUUCCGCUACCACUGUCAGCUCUACUCCGAGUGGCGACGGACCAAUCAGAAAGUCCGCCUUCUCGUGCCCGAAGCGAAGGAGUCUAACUCUUCCCAGCAUUCCUUGCUCUCCAGCAAAGUCAAGAAGUCUGCCAGCGAGAGUAUAGUAUGAGAGCAGAUGGAGACGUGUGGGAGCUUGCAUCGUGUUUGCUGGUUGGACUUCAUGAGAAGCACUUAUGGGCUCUUUUUUAUUAUUAUUCUUAUUAUUUGCUUUCUUCCCUUUUGCCUAAUUUUUAUUUACUUUUUUACUUUGCAUCUCCCAAAUGUGCUCUGCAGGUCAUAGUAAUGUGCACGUUUUAACUGAGUCCUGUUUGUCAUCGCUGGGUGUUUUGAUCGAGUAUAUGCAACAACAACAAAAAAGUGCGUGUUUUGUUCAGAAACAUGUUUUCUGACUCAUCGUGAUGGAUAAUGAGGGGGGGGGGGUGAACACUUACCAGGGCUGUGAUUUCUAUUGGUUGUCCCCUAUAGUUUCAGUGGAUGACUUUGCAGUGGAUGGUUUUAACACGCUCUGUCUUGCAGAGGUAUUCACGCCCCUGAGGUUUUAUACGUUCUGGCGGGUUACCGCCACAAAAACACAACUUAAGCUUGAGGUGGAACCGCUUUCACCGUCUUUUCUGGUCUCGCUGUGACGGACGGCUGGAAAAACCUUUGGCUCUUUGGUUUCUACUUCCACAUCCAGAUGUUGAAAUGCAGCUUGAGUUUAACCUGCAACUCAGAUUUUGCGCUGCAGCAGUUUUUUUUGUUGUUGUUUUUUUUAGGGAUGACUGUGUACCAUGAGAUGUGCAAUAGGAACACUGUGGAAAUGAAGGUUUUUACUGUGCACAACGAGACUACCAUGCACACUUACGCAUGCAUACGCACAAUAAGUCAUUUUACUUCUUUCUUUGGGGGGGGUUCUUUUUAUAUUUCACUAGACUGGUUGGAUUUACUGUUUUCCAACGAAAGCAGGCUUUUAACAGCGCCCUCAUCGAGGUUUUUGUAUCGUCAGCACUUAAACAGAAAACCAAACUGCUUUUUAAAAGAUUUUCCCAGUUUUGUUUUCCUCUUGGUUGACCUUCACACCUUGGGGUUUGAGUUCAACGUUCUUGUUCUGAGUGUGAGAAUUCUGCGUUUUCUUCCAGCUAUCUUCAUAUUUUGUGUCAUUAUUUUUUUUUUUUCCACCGCAGUAAGUGGGGUUCAAGUUCUUUUUUUUUUUUUUUUUUUUUUCAGCACAGUGGGAUGUAGAAGGUGACAGAAAAACGUAGAAAGACUAAUGUGUCAUGACACGUUUUUGUUUUUUGACCUCAUUCCAUCCAUUUUUCUAAGCCCAGAUAAUCCUUGCAGGGUCCCUGGGGGGGUGCCUAGAGGGCAUGUGGUGAGAGGCGGGGUACGCCCCGGGCGGCUGGCCAGUCCACCAUGGGACCAUGGAAAGGGAAAUAAGCAUGCAUUGAUUGGUUAAUUAUUAAGUUUACCUAACAUGUAUUAGUAUAGAGUGAGGGAGGCACCCAGAGAAAACAGCCCUUACCACUGCAUUUAGAGGAAUGCCUCAUUACACAUGCCCUGCUCCAUUCAUUUCUUGAUCGCUUUUGGUGAUGAUCAGACCAGACUUAUGGCGGGCGAUGUAGACCUAAAAUUUUAAUACAAUAUUUUGUGUUUAAUUCAAUAAUAAUUAAAAUUUUUUUUUUACUGUAUCAGUCUUUUUGGCCAUAUAAUAAACAACCCCCUGUGUUUGGGGGUCAAAGCCUCAUGAACACAACGAAUGCCUUGAAAAUAAAAGUUUGUUACACGGGCUGCUUCAGUACCACUGUUGGCAUUUUACACCCUAUUUCAUUUGAACAUGUUGACAUUUUGCAAUUUUGGUUCCGUGGUAACCAAUGUGUCGAAAUUAUAUUAGUUCCCAGGGAAACGAAAUUCCAAAGAAAAAGGGAAAAUCUCAACCCUGCUGCCAGAUGACGGAGCUUGAAGUUUAAAGUCUGUCUUUAUCACCAAAAACCAUGCCGAGAUCAGACUUUGCAGUUUGCUCUUAUCUUAUGCCAUCUGUGUUUGCAUUUUACAUGGAUUCAUUUCUCCAGACACACUUUGUGUAGACUCUUUUUGGGAGGAAAGCUUGGACAUAAACUCCAAAUGAACAGUAAUUAGGCAGAUGAAACAAAGAAAUCAAUCUUUUUUUUUUACACCUCUUUGAAUGAGAAGGAUUCUCUAAGGGCCAGAUGGUUGGAUCUGAUCAUUUGAUUAUUCUGCUACCUUCUGGUAGUUUGCCCCACUGCCCCAGGGAGAUAUUUGAUCAGCGAUGCUUUUUGGGAAAGAAAGGAAAACCCAUUUAAGAUCCACCCUCAGACUGUACCUCUUCCAUCGUGCCGGAUCAUCGCUGGGAUUUCCCCACUCGGCGUGAACACCAACGACUCUGUUGAGCAACAUGAACUGAACUGCAUUUGUGGGUUGAUUUUUAGUGUUGAAUGUCUGUUCACGGCGAGUAAAAAAUUAUGCAAAACUGCCCCCGGUUUGGCCGCGGCGUCACCAUGGAGAGGUGGAAAUCAUCCAGAGUCUAUCGAUGCAUUUACCUCUCCGAAAUGCCAUCCAGGAGAAAGAUUGUAAAUAAUGUUUUUCUUAUGUACGUUCAUCAACAUGGAAAUGUCUUUUGCCAUCUUUUUUUUCUUUUCUUUUAAGAGGCAGGAUUGUUUAUAUUUCAUAGGCUGAGUUGCUGUUCUUUUUGUUUUUAAUAUUGCUCUGUUUUCUGAUAUGCUACAGGAUCUCUCUCCAAUCCUGGUACCUUCAAAUCAGCCAAGAACUGUUUGCUAAAAUGUCAUAAUAAAUUCUUAGCGAGCAUUAAUGGAGAA
Fundulus heteroclitus (mummichog) is the source of this 3866-nucleotide messenger RNA. Its product is annotated as membrane-associated ring finger (C3HC4) 2. Bases 419 to 1162 code for a protein of 247 amino acids. The record is from RefSeq and is a predicted model, not a curated record. The transcript has 5 exons. Gene Ontology annotation, biological process: protein ubiquitination. Gene Ontology annotation, molecular function: ubiquitin-protein transferase activity; zinc ion binding. Lineage: Eukaryota; Metazoa; Chordata; Actinopteri; Cyprinodontiformes; Fundulidae.